Sodiomyces alkalinus F11 is the source of this 1557-nucleotide messenger RNA. Its product is annotated as D-arabinono-1,4-lactone oxidase. Lineage: Eukaryota; Fungi; Ascomycota; Sordariomycetes; Glomerellales; Plectosphaerellaceae. Gene Ontology annotation, molecular function: D-arabinono-1,4-lactone oxidase activity; FAD binding. The coding region runs from base 1 to 1557 and encodes 518 amino acids. Gene Ontology annotation, cellular component: mitochondrion; membrane. The transcript has a single exon. The record is from RefSeq and is a predicted model, not a curated record.
AUGGAUCCUAGAAUUACCGCAGAGCUCGAGAAGAGGGAUGAUGGCGUCGCAUUUCGCGCCCGCCAGAAUCACCUCCACCACACCUGGGCGAGGACUUUUACGUCAAUUCCGGAGCUUUACAUUCAACCCGAGUCGCUGGAAGAGGUCGAAAAGCUCGUUAACCUGGCCCGAGUAUGCCGCCGCCGCGUCGUCGCCACGGGCGCUGGUCAUUCGCCUUCCCACAUCACAUGCACUUCGAACUGGCUCGUGAACCUUGACAACUUCAACCGCAUCCUGUCCGCUGACGCGGAGACCGGGCUUGUUGUCAUGCAGAGUGGUAUACGUCUCUACACUCUCGGUGAGCGCCUGGCCGAACUUGGCCUCGCCAUGCCUAACCUCGGCAGCAUCAAUGACCAGUCAAUUUCCGGCGCCAUUACCACCGGCACCCACGGCAGCACGUUACGCCACGGCCUCAUGUCCGCCGACGUCGUGGCUCUCAAAGUCACCCUCGCCAACGGAACCACCGUCUCGUGCUCUAAGGAGGAGAACCCAUCUCUGUUCCGUGCUGCCCUCCUUUCGCUCGGUGCUAUCGGCAUCAUCACCGAGGUGACGUUCCGUGCCGUUCCCGCCUUCACCCUCCGCUGGCGCCAGGUCAUCGACGCGGACCGCGUCAUGCUGGAUUCUUGGCCACGCGAUCUCUGGACCAGCUCCGAGUUUGUGCGCGUCUGGUGGUUCCCCUACACCCGCCGCGCCGUCGUUUGGGAGGCCAACAAGACCGACGAGCCCCUGCUUCCCCCGCCGGUCCGCAACUACGACGGGCCCCUGGGCUACUACCUCUACCACAACCUCCUCUACGCCGCGCAGUGGGUGCCGCGCAUCCUCCCCUGGGUCGAGUGGUUCGUUUUCGGCCUCCAGUACGGCUUCGCCAACGGCUCCACCAUCGCCGCCGUCCAGCCCUCGCGACAAGCCCUCCUGAUGAACUGCCUCUACUCGCAGUUCGUCAACGAGUGGGUCAUCCCCCUCGAGAAAGGCCCCGAAGCCAUCCGCCGCCUCUCUUCCUGGAUGAACCACCUCACCCCAGACGACCCGGACUACGUCCCCCACGGCAUCCCCUUCUCGGCCGAGGGACUCUACGUCCACGCCCCCGUCGAGGUCCGCGUCUCCGACACGUCCCUCUUGGUCGACGCGCCCCGUCCGUACCUUGACCCCACCCGUCCCGAUGGCCCGACCCUCUACCUCAACGCCACCCUGUACCGGCCUUACUAUCGUGACCCGCCCUGCCGAGAACGCUACUACGAGGCCUUCGAGUGGCUCAUGCGCGAUCUCGGCGGACGCCCUCACUGGGCGAAAAACUUUAACGCUGGUGGCGCGGACCUGGCGGCCAUGUAUGGCGAGGAUCUGGAGGCAUGGAGGAAGGUCCGCGACGAGGUCGACCCGGAGGGCAUGUUCGUGGGGUCGUGGCAUCGGGAGAAGGUCUUGGGGGAUGGACCCCGGCUUGCACUGGAAGAGGUCGAGGAUGGGAGGACCCAGGUACGUGGCUGGGGCCUGAGAGUGUUUGGGAGGAGCGGUGGCAAUUAG